GACAAUCCUUCAGACACCGUGUCCUGGGUUAAAAAAACGAGCGCACCCAGUGUAUCUGCGUCAGUCGCAUGUGGAAGUGAACCAGCUCCCCUCAUCUCCUUCCAGGUGAAACCGGCUCGAGGUCACUGAGACCCCGUGUUUUCCUGCUGUUGAAUCCCCUCGGGAAACAAACAUGGUGUUCCUCACGCUGCCUUGUUGGAUCAGGAGCCGCGGGCCCGACCGAUACUGGAAGGUUCAAGAAGUUCUCAAACACGCAAGGCACUUCCGGGGCAGGAAGAACCGCUGCUACACCCUGGCAGUGAAGGCCGUCCGGAGAGCUUUCGUCUACGCCACCAAAGCCCGGAGGCUGAAGAAACGCAGCAUGAGGACGCUGUGGAUUUCCCGCAUUGCAGCAGCUUCACGCGAGCACGGCAUGAAGUACCCUGCCCUCAUGCACAACCUUACAAAGACCAGCGUUCAGCUGAACCGACAUGUUAUCAGUGAUCUGGCCAUCACAGAACCUCGGUCAUUCCUCUCGCUCGCUAAGCUGGCACAGGCUCGGCGACAGGAAGGCUUCCAUGCGGCGCUGGGCGACGGCAACGAGCCUCCUGGUGUCUUCUCCAGAAUUGUCUUAUUACAAUAAACAGCUUGCUACAGUUAUGUAUUUCCAGUUGCUGUGUGGUUUGAAGAGCAGCACCUUGGAUUGUUGAUGAUCUUGAGGAUGAACAGACAUGCACUCGCCUCUUUGCUUUCACUCUUGUUGAUCAGUAUACCAGGGUUGUCCCAUGUUUAACAACCCACAGAAAAGACCCAAGUUGCGAUCAGGGUCUGACCACCAUUAGGUACAUGGUUUGCCUGGGGCUCUUUGUGAGGAGUCCACUGGCUGACACUUUGUUAUCACUGCCUGAUCAGUGUUUCUUGCCGGUGUGUCUCACAUAGAUCAGCACCAAACUGGUCCACAGUAUAUAAAAGAAAAUUUUCCCUGUUACUAGCCCCUCUUCCUUCUGUCUGAAAAAGAUUGGCCAACAGAUCCAAAUCCCUGAAGUAGAAAAUGAUGUUAUAUCCUAUUGAAGGACACUUUGGCAGGGCAGAUGAUUACUGUUGAAGUGCCUUGGUCUUAGACCUUCCAGGACCGUUACUUUACACACUGUGGUCCCCUGUAUAAGACUUCUGUUAAAGCCUCUCCUAUUCAUUAUUCAUUGUGUGACAGUGCUUACAAUGGUUUGCUUGGCCAGACAUACACUCAGUUCAUCACACUUCAGUUCUGCACUGUUCUUCAGUCGAGCAUCAUCACAAUCCAAGAACUGAAAUUAAACAGCAUAGCAACUGUUUGUCUGUACACACCUGCUUCAUUCACUGGCAUCGGUCCAACCUACUAUAGCAAUGCUCCUAAUCUGUUUUCCUCCAGUGUCAAGAUGCAGGAUGUGAUUAUCAAUGUCCACAACGUUUCUUGUGUUCACCACAUGCAACCUUUGUUAAAUUAUGAUUUGAUGCUGUUGGAUUGUGAGUUUUUUGGAGGUUGGGAAGAAAAGAGUGACCUCAAGCGUUAUCAUGUGAUGACUUUUGUCUGUGUAAAUAUGUGUUUUACCCUUUGUUUUGGUAAAGAUUGUUCUCAUAAUGUUUAGAUCAUUAAACAUUUUGAUAUUUA
Molecule: messenger RNA, 1627 nt
Organism: Limanda limanda (common dab)
Lineage: Eukaryota; Metazoa; Chordata; Actinopteri; Pleuronectiformes; Pleuronectidae
Gene: mrpl20
Product: mitochondrial ribosomal protein L20
Exons: 4
Coding region: 173-622 (149 amino acids)
Biological process (GO): ribosomal large subunit assembly; translation
Cellular component (GO): ribosome
Molecular function (GO): rRNA binding; structural constituent of ribosome
Source: RefSeq, a predicted model, not a curated record